This is a messenger RNA of Cygnus atratus (black swan), 727 nucleotides long. RefSeq names its product churchill domain containing 1 (gene CHURC1). Gene Ontology annotation, molecular function: zinc ion binding. The transcript has 4 exons. The record is from RefSeq and is a predicted model, not a curated record. NCBI's taxonomy places the organism in Eukaryota, Metazoa, Chordata, Aves, Anseriformes, Anatidae. The coding region runs from base 76 to 414 and encodes 112 amino acids. Gene Ontology annotation, biological process: positive regulation of DNA-templated transcription; fibroblast growth factor receptor signaling pathway; multicellular organism development.
ACAGAAGCCACGCCCAUUUCCGUAAGCCCCACCCCCCGCGGCGGAAGUCUCGCGAGAGCGGCGGCGGCGGGCGGGAUGUGCGGGGGCUGUGUGGGCACCGAGUUCCCCGAGCGGGGCACCACCUGCCUGGAGGGCGGCUCCUUCCUGCUCAACUUCGUGGGCUGCGCGCAGUGCGGCCGCCGCGACCUGGUGCUGCUGGGCAACCGCGCCGCCGGCCUGCGGGGCGACGACGAGAUCGUCACCUACGAUCACCUGUGCAAGAACUGCCACCACCUGAUCGCACGCCACGAGUACACCUUCAGCGUGGUGGAUGACUACCAGGAGUACACCAUGCUGUGCCUGCUGUGCGGCCGGGCCGAGGACUCCAUCAGCAUCCUGCCUGACGACCCGCGCCAGAUGACCCCGCUCUUCUGAAGCCCGUCUGUGCCCCGGCACAGCCCCCGGCCCCACUCCCCAUGUGCCCCACGGAGCUGUGGGACCGCGCUGCUGGCGCUGGGGGGCUUUGUUCCCGCUCCAGUUCAAACCUCCAGCCUGGAUGCGGUGGACACCCGAUGCUGGAUGCUGCCUGCUCUGCUCCAGCACCAUGCUGCGCCUGCUCCUGAGCCCCCCUCGCACUGAACAAAGGGAGGGGGCCCAGAAACCCGCCCCCAAAACGGCUCAGGAUGGCACAGCCACCUCGUCCUGCCCCAAAGGGGUCCGCAUGGGCAAUAAAUGUGAGCGUGUAACA